Molecule: messenger RNA, 2164 nt
Organism: Diceros bicornis minor
Lineage: Eukaryota; Metazoa; Chordata; Mammalia; Perissodactyla; Rhinocerotidae
Gene: ETNK2
Product: ethanolamine kinase 2
Exons: 7
Coding region: 250-1734 (494 amino acids)
Biological process (GO): phosphatidylethanolamine biosynthetic process
Cellular component (GO): cytoplasm
Molecular function (GO): ethanolamine kinase activity
Source: RefSeq, a predicted model, not a curated record
CUGUGGGUCAGCGGUCCCCCGCGGCCCGCGGGCGGGGGAGGGGGCGUUCCCACGGCCCCCGCCCCACGGCCCUCCGCCCGUGAUGUCACAGGCGCGGCGGGCCCGGCGUUCCCGGGUCGGCCUCGGGCGCCGGGCCGCGGGCCCCUGAGUCACGGACUGCCCGCGGCCCCUCCUCCAGUACUCCCACUCGCGCCGGCCCCCCGCAGGGGCUGGCGUUGGCGCGCGGCUCCGAGGGCGCGGGUGCCGGGGAUGGCUGUGCCCCCUUCGGCUCCUCCGCCGCGCUCGCCCGUGCACCUGGGGAGGCGGGCGCCGAGCGCGCGCUGCUCAUGGGGCAUGGAGGAGAAGGCGGCGGCCGGCGCGGGCUGCCGUGCGCCGCCGGGCCCCCCGAGGGCCGCCGCCGUCCCGUGCUUCGGCAUAUCGGUGGACCAGGACAACAUCCUCCCCGGCGCCCUGCGCCUCAUCCAGGAGCUGCGGCCGCGCUGGAAGCCCGAGCAAGUUCGGACCAAGCGCUUCACUGAUGGCAUUACCAACAAGCUGGUGGCCUGCUACGUGGAGGAGGACAUGCGGGACUGUGUGCUGGUCCGGGUGUACGGGGAGCGGACGGAGCUGCUGGUGGACCGGGAGAAUGAGGUCAGGAACUUCCAGCUGCUGCGAGCACAUGGCUGCGCCCCUAAACUCUACUGCACCUUCCAGAAUGGGCUGUGCUAUGAGUACAUGCGGGGCAUGGCCCUGGGGCCUGAGCACAUCCGUGAGCCCCGGCUUUUCAGGCUAAUCGCCUUAGAAAUGGCAAAGAUUCACACCAUCCACGCCAACGGCAGCCUGCCCAGGCCCACUCUCUGGCACAGGAUGCACAAUUAUUUCACCCUUGUGAAGAGCGAGAUCAGCCCCAGCCUUUCUGCAGAUGUCCCUAAGGUAGAGGUGUUGGAACAGGAGCUGGCCUGGCUGAAGGAGCACCUGUCCCAGUUGGACUCCCCUGUGGUGUUUUGUCACAAUGACCUGCUCUGCAAGAAUAUCAUCUAUGACAGCACCAAAGGUCAUGUACGGUUCAUUGACUAUGAAUAUGCCGGCUACAACUACCAAGCUUUUGACAUUGGCAACCAUUUCAAUGAGUUUGCAGGUGUGAAUGAAGUCGAUUACUGCCAGUACCCAGCGCGGGAGACCCAGCUGCAGUGGCUGCGCUACUACCUGCAGGCACAAAAGGGGACAGCCGUGACCCCCAGGGAGGUGGAGAGGCUCUACGUGCAAGUCAACAAGUUUGCCCUGGUACGCAGUGAUCCGAUUCAACCAGUACUUGGAGGUGAAGCCUCAGGUGUCAGCCUUGGAGAUGCCAAAGUGACCAGCUUCCUCGUCCCUCCCCCCACCUGCCUGGUCAGACCUGUUCUCCAGGGCUCGGCUCUGCUCUGGGUCCAACGCUUGGACAAGGUGGGAGAGGGGACAGGUGGGUGUCUAGGGAGAAGGUUCUGCCCCUGCUGCCAGCCCCCAGUGGAUGCUGCUGGAGACCGCAUUCUCUUGUUUGGAUGGGCUGACAGGGCCCAGCCCUCUGGGGGUCCUCUUCACCUUGCCAGACUUGGGGGAAGUACCUGUAGCCAGUCGCAACCUGGACCACAACCACCCCUGGGAAGCCCAGCAUUGCCAGUCCCGGGCCAGGCGGGAAUCUGGGCUGCCUUAGAUGUGUUUUUGACCUUCCUGGCUUGGGGAAGCGGGGAGGGCUCCUUUCUACCUCCAGUGCCCUGAGCCUCCAGCCCAUCCCCUCACAUGCCCCACGUGGGAGGUGCUGAGCCCAGACCAGCAUGGUGCCAACAGACAGACGGAUGUACCUAUCUUGUGGGGGGUGGUCUGGAAUUGGGUUUGAUGGCUCCCUCAGCAGCUGCCUCAUCUGAGACCCUUCCCUUUCUCCAAGCCAGAUCAAUCCAAUAGCCCCUUCCCCAAACCUCAACCCGAGAACUCGCGCCUCCCCCCCACCCCCCGCCGCCAUGCCCUUUUUGCUCUGAGCUUGUGUUCUGUCCUUCUGCUGGCUGCUGGGAGGGAGGGCAAGGGAGUGGUGGUGUCCUGGGCCUUCAGAGCCUGGCUCUGCUUCAUGCUGUGUUUUGGCUGGAGGGGACAGAGCCAGAGUGGAGUGGCUGGACAGCAGCCUUGUUGGCUCCCCUGCCCUCCAGGCCCUCAC